This is a messenger RNA of Pistacia vera, 1204 nucleotides long. RefSeq lists its product as uncharacterized. NCBI's taxonomy places the organism in Eukaryota, Viridiplantae, Streptophyta, Magnoliopsida, Sapindales, Anacardiaceae. The transcript has 5 exons. The record is from RefSeq and is a predicted model, not a curated record. The coding region runs from base 54 to 1010 and encodes 318 amino acids.
GCCUCAUCGGCCAGUUCAAAACGAUCAAACAGUCGUUACAAAACGACAAGAGAAUGGAAGCAUUCUAUCUCUUGUGCUCAAUCCUCUCCACAUUUUUUACUUCCCUCGCUCUCUCCCUCCUCCUUCCCUUCCGCACGGUCUUCCGCCUCCUUCAUCCGCCGCUGACGUCUCCUUCAUCCGCCGCUGACGUCUCAGACUCAGUUUCUCUGUACGAAGGCACCGUGUGGCACGAGCGCCGUCGCCCUGUCCGCCACUCUUUCAAGUAUCCCGUACGCUACGCGCUCUUCGACCUUGACCAUGCGCUCCACGCGCCGCUUGACCAUCUCUCCGCUGGAGAAGCUCGCCGAGUGGCUGAGACUAAUGGACCAGUUUUACUCUUAACUAUACCUCGUAGUGUGGGAUAUGAACAAAAUCCUUUGAGUUUGUAUUACUGCUAUCAAGUGGAAGGCUCUACUCAGUGUUUGAAGAAAUGCAUUGCUGAGGUAACUAAUACACCAUGGGGCGAAAGAGUAACAUUUGUUUUUAAUCCCAAUUCAGAUUUGGUGGCUAAACCAUUACAUGUCAGUCCUUUUAUGGAUAUGCUUGGGACUUGGAACAUCAGGGCUAAUUCUCCUGGAGAGAAUUUAAAUAUAUCAAUCUCAGUUCAGCAUCCUCAGCUUGGUGACUAUUUUGUAGCUACCUUGAGAGCAAAAAGGGUCUCCUCAGUAAUGGUGUCUGAUCAUGCCAUGUUCUUCUGGUUAAUGCCUCAUAAGGUUGCACUGUGGAUAUAUUGGCAUGCGAUUAAGCUAUGGUGGAAAAAUUUGUCAUUUAUCCAACACCCUAGGUAUACUAACCCAGAGUAUAGGAAGGAAGCUUUGAUACGUGAUCAGAAACUUCAAUGCUGUCCAGCUGUUGGAGGCAAUAAUGAUAAUUAUUUGCAAGUUGAAGGAAGUGAUCUGAGAUAUCAGGCUGACCGGAAUAUUGGGGAUCGUUGGUUUGCAUGGAGAGAUGCUAAGUGGCCUUGGUCUUGAAUGUUAUCGGUAAGCCUUUACGUUGUCUGGUUCAAUAUUAAAAGAUGCUUUUUCUUAUUCUUCCUAUGUAUAGUUUGUUACCAAUAUAUGUGGGGUUUGCCACGCUCAUUGGUAUGCAAUAAAUAUUUUAUGACUGAAUGGUAUUUCCCAUUUGAAGGGAAGAUACUCACUGAGCUCCCUUUUUUCUUCAGUAA